UUCGGUGUCACAAAGACGCAUUAUACAGAUAACCUACUUUCCGUUGUCCAGAUCACGAAAACGUUUUACAAAGUGGGAGGAGGAUGGAAAUAAAAUUUGAUGGAAAGAAAGCUUUAGUGACAGGGGCCGGGAAAGGGAUUGGUCGUGCCAUUGCUAAGAAAUUGGUAGAAUGUGGUGCUGAGACUUACGCUCUUAGUCGAACACAGUCUGAUCUUGACACUUUAAAAAAAGAGGUACCCUCAAUCAAUGUUGUCCAAAUUGACCUUCAAGAAUGGGAUAAAACAAGGGAGACAAUUGCCAAAAUAGGACCAGUUGAUUUACUCAUCAAUAAUGCUGGUGUAGCAAAGUUGGCGAAGUUUACAGAAAUGAAAAAAGAAGAUCUGGAUUAUGUGAUGGAUGUGAAUUUCAAUGCUGUUUUCAAUGUAUCACAGGUAGUAGCCAAAGCAAUGGUUGAGAGAGGAGAAGGAGGAAGCAUAGUUAACAUAUCGAGUGCUGCCUCACAAGAUGCGUUGAUGGAUCAUGCUGCUUACUGUCCAAGUAAAGCAGCUGUUGAUAUGCUUACUAAAUGUAUGGCCUUGGAACUUGGGCCUCAUAAAAUCCGAGUUAAUAGUGUUAAUCCAACAGUAACAUGGACAGAUAUGGCAAAAAUGAACUGGAGUGACCCUGCAAAAAGUGAACCAAUGCGGGCUAGGAUACCUUUAGGCAAAUUCAUAGGGGUUGAAGAUGUAGUGAACAGUGUAAUUUUCCUUCUAAGUAAUAAGAGUGCAAUGACAACUGGGGAAUGUGUUAGAAUAGAUGGAGGCUUGGGAGUACACUGAAAUUGAGUACUUGAAUAAAUGCAAACAGUAUUAAAAAGAUAAUUAUAUUCCAGAGAUAAAUAUUAAUUAUGACAUUGAUCGAGUGGUGGAGGAGUAACAGUUAAAGUUACCAAUGAUUAAGACGGAUUUGUCCAUCACAAAGGAAGAAUAGGGACAGUUAUAUACUUUAGUUAUAAAGAUUGUAAUUUGGUGUUUAAAGUUUAAUUCUCUUUGAUUUUAUGUUAAUCAAUAAUUUAAUUGUUAAUUUCUCUACACGGUACUUCUUAGUUAUUGGAGAGCAAGUCGAUAAAGUAAUCAUGUCUUAUCAAUUAAAUAUUUUAAGCAAUUUGAUCAUGUACAUGUAUGUAUCUUACAAAAGGAAACAAUUGUUGUGCAGGAACA
Molecule: messenger RNA, 1199 nt
Organism: Mytilus trossulus (common blue mussel)
Lineage: Eukaryota; Metazoa; Mollusca; Bivalvia; Mytilida; Mytilidae
Product: D-erythrulose reductase-like
Exons: 7
Coding region: 84-818 (244 amino acids)
Biological process (GO): glucose metabolic process; xylulose metabolic process
Molecular function (GO): carbonyl reductase (NADPH) activity; L-xylulose reductase (NADPH) activity
Source: RefSeq, a predicted model, not a curated record